AGACCUACGGAAGCCCGCGAGGUCAUCGACCUGCUGCGCGUGAGAGAAUAACAACAGUUUAAAACUCUCGGAGUGUCUCGCGCACUAGCUGUGUUGUCGCUAGCUCUCUCUCUCUCUCUCUGUGUGUGUGAGUGAGUGCGUGUUUUUCUCCGCCAUUAUGAAUGUGGACAAAGCCGAGCUGUGUGACUCUUUACUCAGCUGGCUGCAGACGUUUCAGGUGCCGUCGUGUACGAGCAAACAAGACCUGACCGACGGGGUGGCUGUCGCCCACGUGCUGCACAAAAUAGACGCGUCCUGGUUUAAUGAGACAUGGCUGGGGAGGAUAAAGGAGGAGACCGGAGACAACUGGAGGAUCAAGGUCAGCAACCUAAAGAAGAUCCUACAGAGCAUGCUGGAAUAUUACCAUGAUGUGCUUGGGCAGCAGGUAGGAGACGAGCACAUCCCGGACGUUUCUCUCAUCGGGGAGAUGGAGGACGUGACGGAGCUGGGUCGGCUGGUGCAGUUGGUGCUCGGCUGCGCAGUCAGCUGCGAGAAGAAGCAAGAACACAUUCAGCAGAUCAUGACCCUAGAGGAGUCGGUCCAGCACGUCGUCAUGACAGCCAUACAGGAGUUGCUUACCAAAGAGCCCGUGGAGUCCGGAGGCACAGACGCAUACGGAGACUUUGAUUAUCAGUCGAGGAAGUAUUAUUUCCUGAGCGAGGAGCUGGAUGAGAAGGACGAUGCGUCUCAGCGCAGCAGAGAGCUCGAGCAGCAGCUGUCUGUACUGAUGGAGGAGAAGUCCUCACUGCAGACUGAGGUCCAGAUGUUAAAGGAGAAACUACGUCACUGUGAACCUCAGGAUGCCUCGACCACCAUCACAGGAAAGAAGCUGCUAUUGCUUCAGAGCCAGAUCGAGCAACUGCAGGAUGAAAACUAUAGACUGGAGAACAGCCGUGAUGACCUGCGUGUGCGAGGUGACGUCCUGGAGAGAGAAUUAGCCAACGUGCAGCAUCGCAACGAGGAGUUAACGAGACUUGCCCAGGAGGCUCAGGGUCUCAAAGAUGAGAUGGACAUCCUUAGGCACUCGUCAGACCGCGUGAGCCGCCUGGAGGCACUGGUCGAGACGUACAAGCGUAAGCUGGAGGAUUUGGGAGACCUGCGCAGACAGGUGCGUCUGCUGGAAGAAAAGAACACUGUGUACAUGCAGCGUACCUGCGAACUGGAGGAGGAACUGCGUCGGGCCAACGCAGGACGCACACAACUGGACUCCUACAAGAGACAGGUGCACGAGCUUCACACCAAACACUCAUCUGAGGCUGUGAAGGCAGAAAGAUGGCAGUUUGAGUACAAAAACCUUCAUGACAAAUAUGAGGCUCUGCUGAAAGAGAAAGAGAGGUUGAUAUCGGAGCGGGACACACUGAGAGAGACGAACGAGGAGCUUCGAUGUGUUCAGGUCCAGCAAAAGUGCCUCAGUCAGGCAGGUUCUCUGGAUUCUGACAGCAGCACAGCGGGCAACUUGGCAUCCGAGAUCAUGCCCACAGAGUUCAGGGAGACGGUGUUACGGCUUCAGGACGAGAAUAAGAUGCUGUGUGUCCAGGAGGAGACGUACAGACAGAGGCUGGGCAAGGUGCAGGUCCAGCUUGAGGAGGCACAGCGCAGCAGGAACACACUCCAGACCCAGAACAGGUUGAGUCAACAGCAGAUAGCUGAGCUGCUUACUCAGGUGGAGGACCUACAGAAAGCUCUACAGGAGCAGGACAGCAAAUCUGAGGAUGCCAUCUCGUCUCUGCUGAAGAAGAAACUGGAAGAGCAUCUAGAAAAGCUGCAUGAAGCUCAUUCUGACCUGCAGAAGAAACGUGAGGUGAUUGAUGACCUGGAGCCUGGUGAAGACAGCAACAUGGCGAAGAAGAUCGAUGAACUCCAGACGAUUCUGAGAAAGAAGGAUGAGGACAUGAGACGGAUGGAGGAGAGAUACAAGCGCUACAUGGAGAAAGCACGGACCGUGAUAAAGACUAUGGACCCGCAGCAGCAGCCCGUGUCUGUGGCUCCUGAGGUUCAGGCUCUGAGAAACCAGCUGUCUGAGAGAGACAGGAGAAUCCAGCAUCUGGAGCAUGACUUUGAGAAGAGCCGGUCCAGACAUGAUCAGGAGGAGAAGCUGAUCAUCAGCGCCUGGUACAACAUGGGAAUGGCUCUCCAUCAGAAGGUGGCGAAUGAGCGCACUCGUGUUCCUGGUCAGGCUCAGUCCUUCCUCGCCCAGCAGAGGCAGUUCACACAGGCACGGAGAGCCCUGAGCGCUCGCCUGCAGCCCAGAUAACACACACACACACACACACACACACACACACACUGUGAGAGAGUUUAUAAUAAGACACACAGUGUGCCUCUUGUCUUAAACACUCCUCUCACUGCUCUGCUGCGAGACACUUCCCAUUUCCCCCGGAGGACGCGACCCCACACACUGCCGACAAGCGGGAACCUCGUCGUCCGUCCUCUUCCUCUCCUCUUCGUCUCCUCUCCCCAAGGAAAGCUCUAUCAGUCGUCGCCGUCGUUAAUUUCCGAGACGUUUUCAAAUCGCUUGGUUGUUUUAAUUAAGUAGUUUUUUGUGGUUGCUCUUUACUUCCUUUUCACUUUGUUUUAAGCCAAUCAGUGUUAGAGCUCAUCAUAGAGACGUGUGAUCUGUCUUUCACCUGAGACUGACCCGAUCUGAACAUCGUUAGUUCUCGUUAUUUUAUCCCUUUUAACUGUUUGUGUUUCUAGAUUUACUUUUAGACUUUUAGGCUUUUUUUUCUUCUCCUCCUUAAUAUUAUUAUUAUCAUUAUUAUUAUUAUUAUUAUUGUUGUUGUUCUAAUUUUUAUUACUGACAACACUUUUGUUUUUCUUUUUGUUUUUCUUAAUCUAUCGGUAUUUUAGCACCUUAGCUAACAGAGUAAACUGUGGAAGUAGCUUUACCUUAGUACUGUAGAUGAUGACGCUGUGUUUGUGGUGACACUGUGAAGGUGAACGCAGCUCGUGCCUUUGUCUCGGCUUCCUGAAGAUCUCGCCGGUCCGCGGACGGACCGUCUAUAGCCUAGAAACAGAACACCAGCCUGACGACAUUUUGCUGCUCCGAACUUCAAUCGUCAAACUAAAACUCAGCCUGCGUUAAUGUAACCAGCAUCUGAACACCACCGUGUGUCUCCAGCUCCAGCAUCUGGGCAUCUGAACACCGCCGUGUGUCUCCAGCUCCAACGUCUGGGCAUCUGAACACCGCCGUGUGUCUCCAGCUCCAACGUCUGGGCAUCUGAACACCGCCGUGUGUCUCCAGCUCCAACGUCUGGGCAUCUGAACACCGCCGUGUGUCUCCAGCUCCAGCGUCUGGGCAUCUGAACACCGCCGUGUGUCUCCAGCUCCAGCGUCUGGGCAUCUGAACACCGCCGUGUGUCUCCAGCUCCAGCGUCUGGGCAUCUGAACACCGCCGUGUGUCUCCAGCUCCAGCGUCUGGGCAUCUGAACACCGCCGGGUGUCUCCAGCUCCAGCGUCUGGUUUCUCCUGAUAUAAAAAUCUACGCUUUUGACUCCACGCGGUAGUGCGGAUGUGGGCGACGUGACGUUAUUAACAUCAGGACAAACAGCUGGAGUGUUUCAGAAAGGAACUGCGGACCCUGACGCUCUGGUCGAGUAAAGCUGCCGUGAUCAGAGCGUCACUGACGACAUGAAGCAACACUAAACACCCAAAGAAGCACUAACAGGACUACUGAAGGUGUACAGACAUGUAACUAAUAUUAUGAAGGGGGGGGGGGGGGUCUUUAGUUUAAAGGGUUUUUCCUUUUGACACACGAGAUACCAAAGUGAAAUGUUUGGGGGGUUUUUUUUCACCUUUUUUUCUUUUUUUUUCUGUAUAAGCUGUGAAUUGAAGGCACCUUCGUGCUGUUUAGAUUUAACACUAAACUGUUUUCUGGCUCCAAAGCGCUCGAGCAAGACAAUCUGAUGUGUCUCGUGCUGUACGAGGGUCUGAGUGACGUGUGUGUGUGUGUGGUGUGUGUCAGUGUGUGCGCCUGUGUGUCUGUGUGCUUGUGUGUGUGUGUGUGUGUGUGUGUAUUUUGGAGCUUUAACGUCUCUAAGUGAAACACUACAAUAUGAAUGUGGGGUGUGUGUGUGUGUGUGUGUGUUUACACCGGACACUUGUUUCAUACUGAGGUGUGUUGAUUAUAUGUGUGGUUAUUAGUUUUGGUGUGUGUUAUGACUACAGCGGGGGAGGGGAUGACGACUCCACACUCAGUUUGUACACCACAUUAACGUAUGACGUUUUUGCCCUGAAAUAAAGACCUGAUGAACAGAUGGUUCCAGAAAGCAGAA
Tachysurus fulvidraco (yellow catfish) is the source of this 4313-nucleotide messenger RNA. RefSeq names its product protein Hook homolog 2. Gene Ontology annotation, biological process: cytoplasmic microtubule organization; cytoskeleton-dependent intracellular transport. Lineage: Eukaryota; Metazoa; Chordata; Actinopteri; Siluriformes; Bagridae. Gene Ontology annotation, molecular function: dynein light intermediate chain binding; microtubule binding. The record is from RefSeq and is a predicted model, not a curated record. The coding region runs from base 158 to 2293 and encodes 711 amino acids. The transcript is spliced from 23 exons. Gene Ontology annotation, cellular component: cytoplasm; centrosome.